AUGUCUACUGCCGCAAAGAAAACCCUACUCACACUAAAAAAUGGAUCCUCGCGCGCCAUAAAGAAAUACGUCGAAGCAAAUUACAGCGUGAAAUCAGAUCAGGCGAAAAUCCACCUUAAGAGGGCCCUCAAAAGUCUGGUCGACGAAGGCGCGCUUAAAACGGAUUUGCCAAAAGCACCAGAAGCUACAGACUUACCAAAAAGGAACCGCCAAAGAAAAAUAAGACUGCGUCGGCACAGAAGAAAAAGCCAGCAGCCAAGAGCCGAAGACUGCACCCGUGAAGAAGGCAGCCGCAAAGAAGCCACCGUAAAGAAGGUUGCGAAGAAGCCCGCCGCAAAGAAGGCGACAAAAAAGACUCCCAAAAAGUCGGCCCCCAAAAAGAAGACUGUGAAAAAGACCGCCGCCAAAAAGAAGUAGUCAGACAUAGGUGGGAUCGCCAGAGAUAUAAAACGGCUCUUUUUAGAGCCACCCGAACAUCAUACACAAAGAGUUCGUCACUCGAAACCUCUGAUCUUUUACGAGAUUCAAUUGGCUAACUACACGCCCUCGAUCCCUUUGCCACGUGCUUUAACAAAAUGGCGGGAAAUAUAUUUCGCGCGGACCGAUUAACGAACGAACAAUAAAUGAGUCGAAGGGCGGGAAAAAUGUGAGCGGACGCUCUCGAAGCGAUAGCAAGGCGUAAAAUUGCCCCGGUCCACGAUAAAGAAAUGUGAGCGGACGCUCUCGAAGCGAUAGCAAGCAAGGCGUCAAAAUGCCUCUAGUCCACGAGCAAGAAAACGCGCGUUACGAAAGAGCGGGAAAUGUGGGGCGGACGCUUUCGAAGCGAUAGCAAGCAAGGCGUAAAAUUGCCUGAGUCCACGAGCAAGUAGGCGAUAUAUAUCUAAAUAUAAUGGUCAAGUGUGAAACUUCAAAAUUAAUGAAACAACCCCAGUUCUGACAAUGGCAUGGGUGGCUCUAAAAAGAGCCGUUGUUGAAACGUUCGUUGGAUGAGCUAUCUAACCGCCGAACCCGUAGAGAGUUCGUCCUUGUCUUUUCAGAGCGUACACGACGUCCAAGGCUGUAACAGUCUUUCUUUUGGCAUGCUCGGUGUAUGUCACGGCGUCACGGAUAACAUUUUCCAAGAAUACUUUGAGAACUCCUCUAGUUUCCUCGUAGAUGAGUCCCGAUAUACGUUUGACACCUCCUCUGCGUGCCAAACGUCUGAUUGCGGGCUUUGUGAUUCCCUGGAUGUUGUCACGCAACACUUUGCGAUGACGCUUUGCUCCCCCCUUUCCCAAACCUUUUCC
Styela clava is the source of this 1286-nucleotide messenger RNA. NCBI's taxonomy places the organism in Eukaryota, Metazoa, Chordata, Ascidiacea, Stolidobranchia, Styelidae. The record is from RefSeq and is a predicted model, not a curated record.